GGAGGGGGUUUCUUUGAGAGGUGUGUUGGAUUCCUCAGGUGCCGUGUCCUUGCCUAGGCGUAGUUGUUUUUGGAUGUUCGUACAGUAAACAUGCAGUGAAAGAAAGUUGGUUAGUUUUGUGUGAACUGUGUGCCCUUUUUUCGUUCGCUACCAGCAGGAAGUGCCAACCGCAAAAUUUGGAUUGCGAUUUCUGUUCGAUUCUGUAGCUAAGCGUCCGACUGGAAGCUAUUUGAAAUGCCUUGUUCGGCCGUAACUCUGUCGCUGGCUACAAUCUCUGCCAUUGUAGCUACUGCUUUGCUGGUGAUCGCUUUUUCCACCGAUAAUUGGGUCUACACUGAAGUUAGGCGAUCGCAGAUACAGAAAUAUGCAGAGAAAAGGGGUGGGCAAGAACAGCUGCUCAAAAACUUAGACACAAAGUACUAUUACUACACAAGGACAAAGGGUCUCUUCAGGACGUGCUUCCCUAAGGAAAGACCAAGGGCUGUUGAAACCUACUUGAGUCCUGUUGAAACCCAUUGUAUGAACAUCGAAUACUUCCUACCAGACGUCGAGAACCAAACAAAGGGAUUCAGUGAAGAUGCCAUGACCAGACUACACAUGGGCAGAUCAGCAAUCGCUCUGUUCAUUUUGGCUUUCUUCGCCAUUUUCAUUGCGUUCUGGACGGGAAUCGCUGGCUGCUGGAGGAGAUCACCUGGAAACAUCACUGCCACCGCUAUCCUAAUGCUGCUCGCAUGUCUACUAAGCGCAGGAGCUAUGGGACUUUGGCAUGGAGUAGAAUAUUAUGAAAAGGAACGUGUUGUUGGAGAAGAAUUUUAUCAGCAAUGGGACAAUGUGCUAAGAGACGGCUCGUACACUUACUACGAUUGGUCGUUCUUUCUGGCUUGGACCGGUGUGGGUGUGUCGCUAGUGUCGGCCAUCUUGUUUUCGGGAGCUGCCAUUUGUCUGCGUGGUGAGAGAGAGCGCGAGGAGGCCAUCAACAUGCAGUAUUUGAUGCCCGUCUAUCCGCAAAAACAGCAGUAUGCCUAUCCAGGAUACCCAGCUCCAGCUGCCGCCUAUCCGGGACCCUACUAUCACGGCUCGCAGUACGGCCCUUACAACUAUUGAUCAGAAAAGUUCAAUGAACUUUGCGAACAAACAUUGCCGAAGCAAACCAGUUGCCAAAACUUGAAAACAAUGAAUUCCUAACUCGGAGAUACAACGAAGUUUUCAGGGACUAAUUCAAUUGUGAAUUAUUGUUCACACAUUUCUAAUCUGUUCAUCUAUGGUUUCAAUGUAUUUUGAUACUCAAACAGUAUCUAAAUCUCUAUGUAGGCUAAUCUAUGUUUCUAUGAAGUUAAUCUGAAUGUUUCAAAUUUAAUUUAUUCUUCAUUCAUUUAUUUCUGAUUUAGGAGCUUGAAAUUUUAAUUCCAACGUGUAGCCUUCAAUCUACUGAAAUUAACAUCAUCAAUUUUAUUAGGAAACAGUACUAAGAUCAAUUUAUCGUUAGUUUAAUCUAUAAUUUGAAUUUUAUCUAUUUUUAAUGAAGUUAUCAACACUAUUUGAAUUUCUAUGUAAGUUAACUUACUUCUGAAUUUUAUAUGGAUGUUUCAAAUUUCCUCUUUAUUCAGCUCGGAAUUCUGGUUUAGAAUCUUGACAUUUUGUAUUAGAAAUUGUUAUAAAAGUACUUAAUUGUGUCAUGUUACAUGACUCACAUACACAUUUUGUGUACUUGAAAUUUUAAUUUUUUACCGUUCUUCUUGAAAAAAAUCACCUUCACGAAUCGAAGGAGGUGAAAUGAGUUCCUCAAGUAAAUGCUCUCAUGAAAUGGAAUAAAUUUCUUAUUUUGCUUAACUUUCCUGAUGAGUAGGCAAUUAAUGAAACAUUAUCAUCUGCUAUUAAAAGUUGAUUUGAUAGUUUGUUGAUUACUCAUAAAAUUGUCUCAUUGUAGGUUCAACAUUUUUUUUAUCAAAGUUGUAUCAUUGUUUCUCUUGCUUCUUGUAUUUGCUCGUGUUUGUUCAUGAUUAACUCUACAGUCUCUAAGUGUGACCUUGACUAGCUGGACUAGUUUAAAGUGAAUUAUAAUAAUUACUCAGAAAAUUACUCUACCGAGAACAUCACUAAUUAAUUAUCAGUUAUUCUGUGCAUAAGUGUCUGGAUGUAUUCAGAAUCGAUGAGGGCCCAAAUCAGAAAGAAUCAAGUACUUGAUGUUCUUAAAGGAUUAAAUUCAAUACCUAAUUGUCAUUCUAUGUUUGUAAUAAUCACAUUCCAGUAAUGUACAGACUCUAAUUUUAGUUGCUCAGAUACUUUUAUAAGAUAUGAUUAUUUUUAUAUGCUUGAAUUAAUGACACUCAGUUUAUCACAAAGUGUCUUGUACAGUCUUGGAAGUAUUAUUAAGCUGCUAUAUUCUAUAUAUUUAAGAUGAUAAAAUAUCAUACAGUCUUCCAAAAAUUGUAUUUAUUGUCUAUUCACUGGAUUCAACAAGAAUGAACAGUGUUGUCUUGUUGAAAUAUAUUUUCUAUGUGAAUCUAUAACAAAAUGACAAAUUAGUAUGAAUUUAAACAAAUUUAGACUCUAUGAAAUGCAUUAUGAAUGUGAGUGUGAUUUUUUUAUUCAUAUUCUUACGUCGUUUUAAGGUGAUAUUGAAAUGUACAGUAUCUUCUUCCAUUUAGAUUUAAACAGCUUUGCAUGAAUGUGAGAGAGUGAAUGUUGAAUUGUUUGUAAGCAUUGAAUGAGUUCCAAAUAAUUUAGUUAUGUAUUUAUAGAAAUCUAUAGAAUAAAUGAAGAGAGAAUAAUGAUUGUUAGUUUUGAAUUAGACUUAUCGAUUCGUCAAUCUCCCCUCGAAACUAACUGCAGAUGUGUUUUAUCAAAUAUUAUUUUUAUACGACUUUCUGAUUAUAUAAAUUUGAGUUGAAACAUACAAAUGUGAAUAAUACAUUUUCUGUCUGGAUUCAAAAACCUAUUGAACCUUCCAUUAUUGAAAGAAACUACAUAGUAUUUUGCAUUCAUUCAUGGUGCUUUUAUAUCUAGACAAUCUACUACUACUGAUACAAAUUCAUAAUAUGUUUUAAAAUGUUGUCCAUCGAUCUAUUGUGAAGUAUAUUUGAUGCCUUGAAUGUAUAAUACAAUAAGAAUAAUGAUGAUUUGUGAAAUAAAUUUUAUAUAAUUGAAAA
Messenger RNA from Nilaparvata lugens (brown planthopper), 3149 nucleotides. RefSeq lists its product as uncharacterized. Gene Ontology annotation, cellular component: membrane. The record is from RefSeq and is a predicted model, not a curated record. NCBI's taxonomy places the organism in Eukaryota, Metazoa, Arthropoda, Insecta, Hemiptera, Delphacidae. Bases 235 to 1104 code for a protein of 289 amino acids. The transcript is spliced from 7 exons.